CACGCAUUCCUUUUUACCCUUUUUCUGGGACCCAUCACAGCCCACGCAGCUAGAAGCUGUAAGCCAGCCGUGACAGUUACGGAGUAUGUGACGGUAACUGGAGCCCCGACACCUGUCUCCAGCCUCUCUACGCCCCUGACGACCUCGACCUCCAUCGCAUCAGUGACCAAAGCUAGCUCAGCUCCGGAGCAGCAACCGUCUAGUGCUGAGACCAAGAGUCAAUCAUCAGCUCAGGUCAAUGACUCAUUGCCUAGUUCCACCGCCUCCUCCCCAUAUGCAGAUGCGACGGAGGUGAACGUCAACAUCGCAGCAAAAGUGCAAUGCGGAAACGACGAUCGUCUCAUCAUGCCAGGCUUGCCCUGGACAGUCGCCAACUCGAUGUAUAAUUCCAACCGAAUGGUCGGGACGCAAUGCACCAACUACAACAAGGUUCUGCAGACAUCCGACAAGACGUACCUGGUUGAUUGGACCAGCACCACGAACAUCGAGAACGUUGCCGACACAAACGACAUCUGCAAGGGCUACUCAAACAUUGGCAUUGGAAAGAACCUGAAAAAGCGUCUCUCCGAGGUCAAGUCUAUUCCUACCUACUACAAGUGGUCGCGUACGAUUGACGGAGAGUUCAAGGGUGCGAAUAUUUACGACUUCAUCACAUCCCCCGUCCUCGGCGCAGGCGAAGCACCAAGCAGCAAUGAGUUCAUGCUCUUCCUGAAGAUUUGGGGCGGGCAGGUUCCAAUCGGCUAUGCCGACGGCCCUGCCGCCACUUUUGACAUGUACGGCACGACAUGGAAGAUGUAUCAGGGCGAGAACACGGGCUCUGGCCAGACUGUACGAAGCAUGAUCCCGGACACGCCCUUUGAAGGCGAGUUUAGCGGAGAUUUGAAGGUCUGGCUGGACGCGAUGGUGGAGAAGGGCUAUGCCGGCAAGGACGAGUACCUCAACAUAGGCAACUGUGGUGUAGAGGUCUUCUAUGGCAAUUCUCACAUGGAUGCCACUGUUGCCCUGGAUAUCCAGGUCUAA
Clonostachys rhizophaga is the source of this 1020-nucleotide messenger RNA. The record is from the annotation of a GenBank genome assembly. Lineage: Eukaryota; Fungi; Ascomycota; Sordariomycetes; Hypocreales; Bionectriaceae.